Liolophura sinensis is the source of this 2010-nucleotide messenger RNA. Its product is annotated as carbohydrate sulfotransferase 14-like. Gene Ontology annotation, molecular function: sulfotransferase activity. Gene Ontology annotation, biological process: carbohydrate biosynthetic process. The coding region runs from base 318 to 1625 and encodes 435 amino acids. The record is from RefSeq and is a predicted model, not a curated record. The transcript has 5 exons. Lineage: Eukaryota; Metazoa; Mollusca; Polyplacophora; Chitonida; Chitonidae. Gene Ontology annotation, cellular component: membrane.
UUCUUGUUGCAUUGUACAUGGUCAGAUAUUUAACACUGGAAUAUGCUGAUGUUGAUUCGUCAUGAAGAGGCGUAAUGUUGAAAACCAAGUGAAGUACUAAAAGCAGGCUAAUGUUGUUUGCUUUAAACAUGGUAUUCUGAGGAAAAUUGCCAAUUUCUGCUGCACGCUGCAGUUAGUGAACCGAAGUGGUCUGACAGCCAUGCUGUUAUUCGGUGUUCAUUAUUCGGCACAUGAGCAGGGGCCUCUGUUGUGAUUGAGUAAUGAAUGCAUGGUUGCGUGAUAGUUGAAGCCUGGUACCGUGGAGGACAUCAAGGACUAUGAUGGCGUCCUGUCGAAUGUGGAGACGGGUGGCAAUCUGGGUGGUGGUGGGUCUUACUUACUUGGCCAUUUUUGUUAAAUGGCAGCUUAACGAAACGUCACCUUCUGUUGAGAUAAUUGUAGAGAGGCCCAAUGAAGAAGAUGCUGGAAAAUCUGGUGAACAUCAUGAGAAAAGAGAAAACGACGCUGUACCUAAAUACGUAAAGGCUGAUGUAGAAAGAUCAACUAUUUACGAUGAACGGCGAGAGAAAAUGAUACAAGCUUGUCGUGAAAAUAGAUACAACGGGCGUACAUUAAAUGCAGCAAGCACUGACAACUUCUCCAUCGAUAGAAAGAAUGGAAUCGUCUAUUGCGACAUUCCAAAAGUCGCCAGUACAUUCUGGAAACGGGUGCUGCAGAUAGCUUCCGGUAAACGACAGAAAAAUGACGUGUUCGACAUCCCAGCGCGCUCAGCGCACGCCGGCCUUCUGGAAACCUUCCAGAAAAAAGGCUUUGAUGAAAUCCACCAGGUUUUAUCGACCUCAACUAAGUUUAUGUUCGUACGUGAGCCUUAUUCAAGAUUAGUUUCUGGAUACAUUGACAAAAUAUUUACACCUAGGCCCGCUUACAGGGGAUUGCGGAACGAGAUAAAGAACUUCGGGAUUCGUGGUAACAAGACAAAGGUUGUCUCAGACUGUGCUCUUGAUAUUACCUUUACACAGUUUGUCGUUUUCUUGGUGGGAAAGAUAGCAGAAAACACUUGGAGAAAUGGGCACUUUGUUCCCAUGUAUGAUAUGUGUCGUCCGUGUGAGGUGCAGUUCGACAUCAUCGGUAAGAUGGAGACUUUUAACGAAGACGCUACGUACAUUUUCAAGGAGAAAGGAUUUCCGGCUUCGAUUCAGCUGGACGAUCAAAGGAACGACCUUGAUUCUAUCACUGACAUCGUAGACAGCACGUUCGCCGAAAAAGAAGGUAUGGAGAAAUGCCUACCCUUUGGUAAAGCUCUGGAGUAUGUGUGGAAGAAGGCGGUGAUUCGAGGUAUACUCAGCAAAGAGGAAAGUAUGCCCAAACGUUUCAUAGACCAAUCAAACUUCUCAAGAGAAGACUUCAAGAAAGCCAUGGUGGAUGCUUACCAUCGUUCGAGCAAAAACCCUGAUCGCAUGAACAACCGAAAAGAGGCACUUGUAGAAGCUAUACGAAGUGUGCCCAAGGACAUCCUGCAGAAAUACCGAAAACUGUUCCGACCUGAUUUUGAAAUAUUUGGUUAUGACAUGGAAGAGCCGCAAAUAUUCCAGGUUCGUCAGCCAAAACCUUUCUAUUUUGUGUAGGAUUUAUGGCAGCUUGACAGACAGAGUUGUGAAAACUAGUGCUACAUCUAAUAUGUAUCUUUUCAGACGUGCAAGAUAUCACAAUUCAACUGUACAUAAUACAUAUAUAUUAUAUCAAUGUACAGCCGGUGUGUAAGGAAUUCUUUUGAAUUUUUAUUGCUUUAUUGCUUCGGAACAUGUUAUUGUGUAUCCUAAAAGAAAUUAGUCAUGUAUUUGACGGUUAGUUUGUAUUUGAAGCGAGGCUCCAAUCGACAGGCCGGCCAUAAAUAUUCUGCAACAAUAUUACACAGGAUAUAAUACUAGUAUUGUGAUAUAACCAACUGUAUCAUCGAACAUUAUCCAAUGCCUAAGAAUAUUUAUAUUUUUCUAUUUCCCACGGACAACA